UGAGCCCGCCAUCUUUGGUCCAUUUCAGCGGUAUCGGCAGCGGCGGCAGCAGCGGCGGGAGUGGCGGCGAAGCCGGAAAGCGGAGCCCAGCUGAUCCCAGCCGAGUGGAGCCAUGGACGAGGAGUACGAUGUGAUCGUGCUGGGCACGGGCCUAACGGAAUGUAUUCUCUCUGGCAUCAUGUCUGUGAAUGGGAAGAAGGUGCUGCACAUGGAUCGGAAUCCUUACUAUGGGGGUGAAAGCUCCUCUAUCACACCCCUGGAAGAGUUGUUCAAACGAUUUGACCUACCUGAAGGGCCUCCUGAAAGCUUGGGCAGGGGCCGAGACUGGAAUGUUGACUUGAUCCCCAAAUUUCUCAUGGCUAAUGGCCAGUUGGUGAAGAUGUUGCUGUAUACAGAAGUGACUCGUUACUUAGACUUUAAAGUGGUGGAAGGCAGCUUUGUCUACAAGGGAGGCAAGAUCUACAAGGUGCCAUCUACUGAGACUGAGGCCUUGGCCUCCAAUCUGAUGGGCAUGUUCGAGAAACGACGAUUUAGAAAAUUCUUGGUGUUCGUGGCAAACUUCGAUGAGAAUGAUCCUAAGAGCUUUGAGGGUGUUGACCCUCAGACCACAACCAUGCGAGAUGUGUAUAAGAAGUUUGACUUAGGGCAAGAUGUUAUUGACUUCACUGGCCACGCUCUAGCACUCUACCGAACUGAUGACUACUUGGACCAGCCCUGCCUUGAGACCAUCAGCCGCAUCAAGCUUUACAGCGAGUCUCUGGCCCGGUAUGGGAAGAGCCCGUACCUGUACCCUCUCUAUGGCCUGGGCGAGCUACCCCAGGGAUUUGCAAGACUGAGCGCUAUCUACGGUGGGACAUACAUGCUGAACAAGCCUGUGGAUGACAUCAUCAUGGAGAAUGGAAAGGUUGUAGGGGUGAAGUCAGAGGGGGAGGUGGCCCGUUGCAAGCAGCUGAUCUGUGACCCCAGCUAUAUCCCUGACCGUGUUCGAAAGGCUGGCCAGGUCAUCCGAGUCAUCUGUAUCCUCAGCCACCCCAUCAAGAAUACCAACGAUGCCAAUUCCUGCCAAAUCAUCAUCCCCCAGAAUCAGGUCAACAGGAAAUCAGACAUCUAUGUGUGCAUGAUCUCCUAUGCCCAUAAUGUGGCUGCCCAGGGAAAGUACAUUGCUAUUGUCAGCACCACAGUGGAAACAGCAGAGCCUGAGAAGGAGAUCGAUCCAGCGCUGGAGCUAUUGGAGCCCAUUGACCAAAAGUUUGUGGCCAUCAGUGACUUGUAUGAACCGACCGACAAUGGACUGGAAAGCCAGGUAUUCUGUUCCUGCUCUUAUGAUGCCACCACUCAUUUUGAGACAACCUGCAAUGACAUCAAAGAUAUUUACAAGCGCAUGGCUGGGACAGACUUUGACUUUGAAAAUAUGAAGCGCAAACAGAAUGACGUGUUUGGAGAGGAUGAGCAGUGAUGGCAGGAAGUAAUCCUCUCCCUAUAAGGCCCUCACCACCUUCUCCUGCCUCCCUCGGCACCAAUUUUUCUUCUUCCCUUUCCUAUUGUUUUCUACUUUGGGGCUCAAGGGGAAGGUUUGGAUGGGACACCUAAGUCAGCAAUGUGCCCCUGCCUGCCCUCCCAUUCCCUCCUCUGCACCUUCCUGUUAGGACCCCUUCUAAUUCAUUCCAUUUGUUGACCAAACCCUAGCCUAGCAGUGAAAGAUUGGCAGGUGGAACAGCUUUCUUCUUCCUGCCCCCCCUACCCUAGGGAGUCUGGGAUUCAAGGAGGGUGGGAGUUCUCUCUCCCAUUUUCUCCAAUAUUUGUUGCUUAUCUCCCCCUGCCUCCCAACACACCAAUUAUCGUUUCUGUGCUCUGCUGAUCCCGACAGUCCUUUUCUCCCCUUUCCCAAACUCCUUGCCUCUAUGGUGCUUUUUUGGGGGGGGAGGGGGGCCCAGAGAAUGCAAAAUGGAAGCAGACUUUUCCUUCUGUGUCUCAGGUGUCGUCUGCCCCGUCUGUCCCUAUGUGCUUCAAUCCUCCCAUGAACAUGCAUAUACUUGCUGCUUCUAACAGCCUAAUUAAUCAGUUAUCCUUUGUCUUGACUCUGUGCUGGGCUGGAAUUCGAGGGGGGUGGGCUGGGGGGGGGGGGACACAAAGCUGCUGCUGCGUUGAAUUGUAUUUCCAGCCCUUUCUCCCUUAAUUUAUUUUAACUUAUUAAUAUCUCUUUCCGUAGUGAUGCCCCCUCCUUCCCCCACCCCUUCCCCUAGGAUGCUGGAGAAGGAAGAAGAAAGCGAAUUUCAUGCCAUGCCCCGCCCCAUCCCCACCCCCACCCCGUACUGUCUAUGCUGUAUUAAUCUUCCCCUUAUUUGUGGGAGAGGGAGCCCCUUCCCUAGGCCCUUUCCCCAGUGCACUGGCCACGUGACGGGGGAGCAGACAGACAGACAAAGACAGCACUUCGGUGAAGUUUACAAAGGAGGUGGGGAAAGGGACCAAACCCCUGCGCUGGCCUGCCCCCUGCCCAUGCCCCACCCCCCACCCCCCGCCUACCCCCCACCAAGAGUGGGGGGCGGGACCAAAUGUCGACAAGUGACUGUGUGUGUCUCCCGCUUACUGUGUAUCGGACAGGAGAAACAAGUCCCCAAUAAAGCCUGUUGAAAAGUC
Messenger RNA from Dromiciops gliroides (monito del monte), 2637 nucleotides. RefSeq names its product GDP dissociation inhibitor 1 (gene GDI1). The record is from RefSeq and is a predicted model, not a curated record. Gene Ontology annotation, molecular function: Rab GDP-dissociation inhibitor activity. Lineage: Eukaryota; Metazoa; Chordata; Mammalia; Microbiotheria; Microbiotheriidae. The transcript has 11 exons. Gene Ontology annotation, biological process: protein transport; vesicle-mediated transport; small GTPase-mediated signal transduction. The coding region runs from base 113 to 1456 and encodes 447 amino acids. Gene Ontology annotation, cellular component: cytoplasm.